AUGGACUUUAUCGCAUUGACGCUCGGAUGUCUGGCUGCCAUCCCUGUGGCAGCUUCAUAUACCAUCCCAAGUUCCGGCGGAAGCGAUAUAACGCUGCUGUACUACAACGAUGUCGAUGUUCAUACCGCGUCUGAGCACCAAAGUGUACUCCUCCUGUCUCCACUCUUGAAUUCAGAAGCAGAUUCUGCAUGCGCUAGUUUGGGAGAAACGCUCCUUCCGGUCAACGAGUCGUUCUACCACACGGAGCUAAUUCCAUCGCUCCAAUAUCAGGUUUACCAGGGCCACUACAGCGAAGCCCAGUUGUAUUGGAUCCAAUCGACUGGUAGCUCCUGCGAAGCAGUCAACUCACUUGGCUUCGUCGUGCCAGCUCCCUGCGCGCUCCAACUGCCAGCACUCUGCAGUCAGAGUGCACAGUUCGGUGCUUCUCCUGAACCAGCGAACUCUCUCACCGUUCAGGCUAACGACCUGACAAUCACUGGCUAUCGUGAUCAACUGUCAUUCCGCUUCGAAGGCAUCCCAUAUGCUGAUCCUCCCGAGCGAUUCACGUAUCCGACAACAUGGACAGGGAGCAAAACCUUGAACGCGACAGCAUUUGGGUCCGAAUGCGUCCAGUCUGGCGUCCCCAAUGGCAGCGAGGAUUGCCUUUUUCUCAACGUCUGGACGCCAUACAUCCCAGAGGACCCGUCCACCGCUCCCUCUUCGAAGCUAAAGCCAGUCUUCUUCUGGAUUCAUGGCGGUGCCUUCACGGGCGGCACCGGAUCCGACCCGACGUUCGCGGGCGGCAACAUGGCGUCGCGCGGGGACGUCGUCGUCGUCACGAUCAACUAUCGUCUAUCCACCCUCGGCUUCCUCGCUCUCGAGGAUGGGAAGACGAACGGGAACUUCGGGCUUGCUGACCAGGUCGCGGCGCUGGACUGGGUCAGAGAAUACAUCACGGCGUUCGGCGGGGACCCCGAUCGCAUCACGAUAUUCGGGCAGUCUGCUGGCGCGGGCUCCGUACGCGCCCUCUUAGGCUCGCCGCAGGCAAUUGGCAAAUUCGCCGCGGCGAUCCCAAUGAGCAACUUGGCGGGUUCGGACUAUGCGACGACGUACUCGCUGUACUACACCAUCCCUGAGGAAGUGACCGCAGUAGUGGAACCGAUCUUGGAGGAAAUUGGGUGCAAUGCAACGGAUGCGGCUGGUGCCCUUGCAUGUCUGAAGGCCUACGACGCAUACGAACUCGUCACUUUGACCAACGUAGCGAGAUUCGUCGUGGUCGAUGGAACGUACGUGACCAGGACGGGUUUGAUCGUCAAUGGCACAGCGAGUCCAGUAGCAAAUGUACAUACCAUGAUGGGCUACAUGCGGGACGAUGGUGCAGCGUUCAUCGGAUAUCCGAACACUACCAACCUGACUGCAGCGCUCAUUGCGCAGUCGCUUCCUACCGCUGUGGUCGACAACUCGCUGUUUCCCGUACAGACUGGACCGAACGCAACCUACGACGUCUUCAACGUCACUGCCGGGGUGGCGACGGAUGUAGAGUUCCGGUGCCUUGACCAAGCAACGGCGUACUACGCCGUUCAACACAACCUUUUCCAGAGCGUGUGGUUCUACGAGUUCAACCGGAGCUAUCAAUCAGCUGGAUGGAGCCCGAACUAUCCUGUUUGCAACGCACCUGUCAGCGAUGAAUUCCCGUAUGGCGAUCCUUCCCAAGAGUAUUUCAAAUGUCAUUCAGGAGAGCUGUACUACGUGUUCGGCAGUCUACCGAGCACGUCCCCUUACCGCGACGAACUUGACCUUCCUUUCAUGCAGCGUACGAUCGAUGUGUGGACUUCCUUCGCGCGCACUUAUAAUCCGAACCCGGACCCAGCGUAUCUGGCAGUCCGGUGGUACAACAACACGCUUGCUGCCAUCUACGCAGAGGAGCCUUGGGAACCAGUCACCUCUGCGAACCUGAACACGGCGCCGUUGCGGACGUUGCAGUGGACUAGCUUCAUGGGUCCAUUCGCGGAGCAGGCGCAAUGCGAUUACUUGGAUUACUCUUUGGAUUAUUACGUCUGA
Messenger RNA from Fomitopsis serialis, 2040 nucleotides. Its product is annotated as carboxylesterase from carbohydrate esterase. The coding region runs from base 1 to 2040 and encodes 679 amino acids. The transcript has 6 exons. Lineage: Eukaryota; Fungi; Basidiomycota; Agaricomycetes; Polyporales; Fomitopsidaceae. The record is from RefSeq and is a predicted model, not a curated record.